CUGCAGCUUUCUGGGCAGUCCAAGAUGGCGGCGCGCUGGAGCAGCGAGAAUGUUGUGGUGGAGUUCCGGGAUUCGCAGGCGACUGCAAUGUCUGUGGACUGUCUUGGGCAGCAUGCAGUGCUUUCUGGACGCCGCUUCCUCUACAUCGUGAACCUAGAUGCCCCAGCGGAAGGCCACCGCAAGAUCUCUCGCCAGAGCAAGUGGGACAUUGGUGCUGUGCAGUGGAAUCCACAUGACAGCCACGCACACUACUUUGCUGCUUCGAGCAACCAGCGCGUUGACUUGUACAAAUGGAAAGAUGGGCAUGGAGAAGCUGGCACUUCCUUGCAAGGGCACACACGCGUCAUCAGUGACUUGGACUGGGCCGUGUUUGAGCCAGAUCUGCUGGUUACCAGUUCGGUUGACACAUACAUCUACAUUUGGGACAUCAAGGACACUCGGAAGCCCACUGUCUCACUUUCUGCAGUCGCUGGAGCUUCCCAGGUCAAGUGGAAUAAGAAAAACGCCAACUGCUUGGCAACCAGCCAUGAUGGGGAUGUACGCAUUUGGGACAAGCGGAAACCUGGCACUGCUGUGGAGUACCUGGCCGCCCACCUCUCCAAAAUCCACGGCCUGGACUGGCACCCAGAUAACGAGAACAUCUUGGCCACGUCCAGCCAGGACAACUCCGUCAGGUUCUGGGACUACCGACAGCCUCGAAAAUACCUCAACAUCCUGCCCUGUCAGGUUCCAGUCUGGAAGGCCAGAUACACGCCUUUCAGCAAUGGGCUGGUGACCGUGAUGGUCCCCCAGCUACGACGGGAGAACAGUCUUCUGCUCUGGAAUAUCUUCGACCUGAACACACCAGUUCACACCUUCGUAGGGCAUGAUGAUGUGGUGCUAGAAUUUCAGUGGCGGAAGCAGAAAGAAGGCUCCAAGGACUACCAGCUGGUCACAUGGUCUCGAGAUCAGACACUGCGGAUGUGGCGUGUUGAUUGCCAGCUGCAGAGGCUGUGCUCCAAUGACCUCCUGGAUGGGGUGGACGAGCUCAUCGAUGGGAUUUCUCUCCUGCCAGAGCCAGACAAGCCCCUGCCCGUCCAAGACUCUGAGCCCCAGCAAAAUUUCAACCAUGGAGAGGAGGAAGCCUUGAAAGAAGAAUCCCAACAUAGUCUCCUGGUGGGGAAGAAACUGGACCAGUUGGGCCUGCCACAAACGUUGCAGCAGGAAUUCUCUCUGAUCAACGUGCAGAUUCGAAAUGUGAACAUGGAGAUGGAUGCUGUCAAUCGUAGCUGCACAGUUUCCGUGCACUGCAGCAACCACCGGGUCAAGAUGCUGGUGAUGUUCCCUGCACAGUACCCCAACAAUGCCGCUCCAUCCUUUCAGUUUGUCAGUCAGACAACCAUCCCCUCCACCAUGAAGGUCAAGCUGUUGAAGAUCCUGAAGGACACGUCCAUGCAGAAGGUGAAGCGGAACCAGUGCUGCCUGGAGCCGUGUCUACGCCAGUUGGUUUCCUGCCUGGAGUCUGUUGUGAACCAAGAGGAUAAUAAUUCCAGCAACCCCUACGCGCUCCCAAACUCAGUAACUCCUCCUUUGCCAACCUUUCCCAGAGUCUCCAAUGCUUAUGGCUCCUAUCAGGAUUCCAAUAUCCCUUUCCCACGUACCUCCGGAGCCCGGUUCUGCGGGGCAGGGUACUUGGUGUAUUUCACGAGGCCAAUGACAAUGCACAGAGCAGUCUCACCAACAGAACCAACACCUCGAUCCCUGUCAGCACUCUCUGCUUACCACAAUGGCCUCAUCACCCCCAUGAAGAUGCGUACGGAGAAUCCUGGCAAACUGAUCUUAUAUGGCGGAAGCCCCACACGCAGUGAGAAGGAACAGGUCUCCAUCAGCUCCUUCUACUAUAAGGAAAGAAAAUCCAGACGAUGGAAGAGCAAGCGAGAGGGCACAGAUGCCAGCAACCGGCCCAUCAAAGCCGCUGGGAAGGUGAUCAUUCAGGACAUCUCUUGCCUGCUUCCUGUCCACAAAUCGCUUGGGGAGAUGUAUAUACUGAACGUGGCCGACAUUCAGGAGACGUGCCAAAAGAACGCUGCCUCCGCUGUGACAGUGGGACGCAGGGAUCUUUUGCAGGUCUGGUCAUUGGCCACAGUUGCAACUGACCUCUGCCUUGGCCCAAACUCUGACCCAGAUUUGGAGACCCCCUGGGCCCAGCACCCGUUUGGCCGCCAGCUUCUGGAAUCUCUGGUGGCCCACUAUUGCCAGCUCCACGAUGUGCAGACCCUGGCCAUGCUAUGCAGCGUCUUUGAGGCUCAGUCCCGGCCCCAGGGAGCCCCGAUUUCCUCUGGACUCUUCCCGCCACGUUCCUCCAGCCACAGCCGUUAUCCCAGCUUUACCUCAUCAGGUUCCUGUUCCAGCAUGUCGGAUCCUGGACUCAGCACCAGCAGCUGGAACUUAGCCGGCAAGGAGGUGGAGCACACGGCAGGCUGGUGCGAAUCUUCACCUGAUGACUUCCGCUUUGGCAACUUGCCGUAUGCUGACCACCGAGACCGUGAGAAGGAUCAGCACGACAGGAACAAAAGGCUCCUGGACCCUGCCAACACCCAGCAGUUCGAUGACUUCAAGAAAUGCUACGGGGAGAUCCUCUAUCGCUGGGGCCUGCGAGAGAAACGGGCAGAAGUCCUCAAGUUUGUCUCCUGUCCUCCUGAGCCUCACAAAGGGAUUGAGUUCGGGGUCUACUGCAGCCACUGCCGCAGUGAGGUGCGUGGCAUUCAGUGUGCCGUCUGCAAGGGCUUUGCGUUCCAGUGUGCCAUCUGCCACGUGGCCGUGAGGGGCUCCUCCAACUUCUGUCUGACCUGCGGGCACGGGGGACACACCAGCCACAUGAUGGAAUGGUUCCGCACCCAGGAAGUGUGUCCCACUGGCUGCGGGUGCCACUGCUUGCUGGAGAAUACCUUCUGAAGGAGCAUCCCCAGGGCCUAAUUAACAGUGUGCUGAUUCUGUGAUGGAGUUGCUCUUGGAAAGCAAAGAGGUUUACUGUUCCCCCCAGGUCAUUUCUGGGAGAGGUGAUGGGUCAGCUUAGUUGCUGAUGGAGUUCUGUGAUCUCUAGCAGAAAGUCAGGCAAAGGGGGGGCUGAUGGUCGUUUAAGAGCCUCUCGCAAGCUCAUCUUAGGACUUCCUGCCUCGGCAGAGUCUUCCUACAGGGCAAAGAAGACAUAUGCAAAGGACAAUCAUCAUAGGCCAGUAAGGUGAAACAGUUCCUGAACCACAAAGGAAUCUCAGGUCUUGCAGCUAGAGCUGGAAGAGUGAAGUUUUGAAUGUUCGUGGGAGUCACUUGGUUGGAGACUUGGCAAAAAGCAUGCCACGGACUGGAAAUCAGAGGUGUCAGUUUUGUUCCGAUAGUUCUUUUCCUACCCCCCACCCCAACAGCCAUUCCUUGGCCUUGUAAUGUUCUCUGCAAAAAGAAGGAUCAAAACUCCCAGAGAGAGCUUCCUACGCAGAGAAACACAGCCUGCUUUUUGACAGCCUGAGUUGAAUUGAAUUGCUCCUUGUAAGAGGGAUGGUGUUGGAACAGAGCGUGAGAGCUGGACGGAAAUUUUCUGGGUGACAUAUUCCUGCUUCCUUUGGGACUCGGUGGCAGCUUCGUUUUGGGACACGGACGGGCCAGAACGAUUUGUUCCUUUCCAAACCUCCCCCCACUUCCAAAGAAAAGAAGCAGAUGAGGGUUGUUCUUUGUGGGCAGCCCUUGGACAAGCCUGCUACACUCCCUCCAUUGGAAAGGGUUUGACAGAGGUUCAAGCGUGGGAAUGGAUUAAAAAAAAUAAAAAGUAGGUCCACAAGGCAUGCGAAGGAGCCCUAACGCUUGCAGUGAGAGGGGCUUGUAGUUUUUUUUCAGGCUCCGGUAUCAGUAUCUGUGAUGCUGAAUUGCAUUCCAGCCCAGGAGAAUGGGUGAAGAGUUGCCUCUCUUCCAAGGAAAUGUCCCAAAUAUUCGUGGGUGAGGUUGGGGGGUCUGAGCUGAGCUCUCCCACUUUGGGCUUAAUCUGGGUGGAGGCCUGAGGACACCACUCAUGCCAUUCUUGAAGCUUUGUGGGGUGAGGAAGCAGGUUGUGCAUUUCCCCUUAUUUAAAACAAAUGUUUUAUAAAGUCCGUUUGCUCUUCCA
Molecule: messenger RNA, 4132 nt
Organism: Heteronotia binoei (common prickly gecko)
Lineage: Eukaryota; Metazoa; Chordata; Lepidosauria; Squamata; Gekkonidae
Gene: WDR59
Product: WD repeat domain 59
Exons: 26
Coding region: 25-2934 (969 amino acids)
Molecular function (GO): protein binding
Source: RefSeq, a predicted model, not a curated record